Messenger RNA from Oryzias latipes (Japanese medaka), 1005 nucleotides. RefSeq names its product FA core complex associated protein 24 (gene faap24). NCBI's taxonomy places the organism in Eukaryota, Metazoa, Chordata, Actinopteri, Beloniformes, Adrianichthyidae. Gene Ontology annotation, cellular component: Fanconi anaemia nuclear complex. Gene Ontology annotation, biological process: interstrand cross-link repair. The record is from RefSeq and is a predicted model, not a curated record. Gene Ontology annotation, molecular function: chromatin binding.
GGGGGCGACAUGGGGCCACACAGAGAGAACCGCCAUCAGAUUCAAACCAACGAAGAGGGUUUGAUAUUGUGGAGCGAAAACUACCGGUGGCUCCAGGACCAGCCGUCGCUGAAGGAAGCAGGUUUGUGGCGGUCAGCGGAAUGGAGGCCAAACCGUCCGACCUCCUGACCGCCGCUCCUCCGUACGGACACGUCCUUUGCAGCGGGAAAUGGAAGGACUCCGCUCUGGUUCGAGCCUUAAGAGGUGCAGGUCUGAAAAUUCUCUUUGAAAAUGAGCUCCAUGUGGCAGACUUCCUUCUCCCCAACAAGAGCAGCAUCCUUUAUGUUUCUGAGAGCGACAUCAUAGCAGGAAGCAGCUACAGGAGGAAGUUGGUUCGCUAUCGCAAUGCCAGUAACAGGUUCCAGGAGCUGGUUCUGGUGGAGCGGACUGGGCUCAGUGAGCAGUACUUCGGUUCUCUUCAGAGGUUUGUGGUGCUUGAACUGGGUCUGCCUCUGCUGCCCGUGGGAGGACAAACCGAAGCCUCGCAGCUCAUUGCUCAGAUGGUUCAGGCCGAUGGCCGGGAGAACAUCUUCAGGAGAAGUUCUUGUCGGCUGCUGGACCCCCUGGUUCUGGCUCUUGUUCAGCAGAUCCCUGGUGUGGGCCGGGUCAAAGCUCUGGCCUUGCUGCAGCAUUUCUCCAGCAUCCAGCAGCUCUGCAGUGCAGCGCCUGAACAGCUGGAGCCCGUAGUGGGCCAGGCGGUGGCUCAGCAGAUCCACAGCUUCUUCCACUGACGAGCUGCUGUUGGAGCCUGAACGCCCCAUGAAGGACGCUUACCGCCAUGUUUCAUAGGUGGAAAUCUCACUCUCCAUUCAGAUUUUAUUUAUUAAAAACACUUGUUUUUGUUGCUUUUACAUGAGGAUGACGGUGCCUUCAUGAACAUCUGCUAAUGUGAUUUUCUACAGGAAAUGGUUUCAAUCUGUUUGUAUUUAACAUCAAGGAGGAAAAUAAAAACUGGUUCACACAAAA